Messenger RNA from Triticum aestivum (bread wheat), 750 nucleotides. Its product is annotated as E3 ubiquitin-protein ligase RNF170-like. The record is from RefSeq and is a predicted model, not a curated record. Gene Ontology annotation, molecular function: ubiquitin protein ligase activity. The coding region runs from base 136 to 459 and encodes 107 amino acids. Lineage: Eukaryota; Viridiplantae; Streptophyta; Magnoliopsida; Poales; Poaceae. The transcript has 4 exons.
UGCAUUGUGGGGGUGUGGCUACAGGGAUCUGUCCUUCGGCCAUCCAAUUGCCCUGUUUGUCGUCGCCCCAUAACGCUGCUGGUACCUUCUGAAGUUGCUUCCCUGCUGCGUGAUGAGCCAGAAAUCGCUCCUGUCAUGAACCGAAUUCAGCAGUACAAUGGCCGUUUUGCUGGAGUACCUCACAGUAUGAUACAGUGGUUGCUGGACCAGCCCUUUUACAUGAGGAGGAUGCUGGCAGAAUUCAGAGACACACGCCAAGAACCUCCCUCCCCCUUCAAAAUCCAAGUCGCAUUGGCAGCAACCCUCGCUCUGGUGUACCUCGCGAGCCCUAUUGACCUUUUCCCUGAAGCUUUCCUGGGGUGCCGUGGUCUGCUGGACGACAUCCUAGUGCUCAUCGUCGCGUACGCCUUCAUCUGCGCCGCCUACCGGGAUAUCCUCGUUGCCCGACACGCCGUGUGAACUGGUUGGUCGGUAUGAUGCCAGCAGUUACUGACUGACGGAUAGACGGAACUGAACUUGGUGAAGGCAACAUAGUGAGUGAUGUAUACAGCACAUAUACUUUGACUUUGGGUGGUAAUCUCGUUCUGGUAGAUACGUACGCACGACCCGUUGGGCUCAAGCUAUAUUGGUGGGUUAGGGUCUUGGGUUCGAGAUUCAUAUGCCAUGCUCGUGCCUGAAUGCUCAAAUGAUAGGUCGGGAGAUAUAUAGUUAGAUCUCUUUGACAGUAUGCGUGUUUCGUGAAUGACUUGU